AUGCGACAUGCUGAUCCAACGGUGGGCAGUGUAAGUCAAAGCACAGUCUGUGAGGUGAGCCUGCCGGAGCUUAAUUGUGACAUGACCGCCUGGCAGCACACCACCGAGCUCUUCACUGGACAGAGAAAGAGCUUCGCUUCGACGACGUUCUCAUGUUGCGGCAUUUCACAAGAUAGUAUAUAUGGUGGUUUUGUUAUUUCAGUUCAAAAUACGAUACCUCCACCUGAAUUUGCAGAUGAGUUCAUUGUGGGGAGCUCGAAAGAUGAUGCAGAAGCUGACGAGCAACCUCUGGACCUGAAGCCAUUGAAAUCACUGUCGCCGAUGUUCCCUACACCUCCAGGGUAUGAUGUAUCAAGUGUAUCAGCCGAUCCACCAGUAGUCUACAUCACACCUAUAUUCAGGUCCUGCUCCUCAUCAGAACAUCCUAGGCCAGAUCCUGCAUCAUCUGCUCAGGAAUCACCGGUAUCCACAAAUCCUCUGAAUGUCACACCAAUCUCAGCGAAAUUCCCCACGCCGCGACAUAAACCGGCAUCCACAAUUCCUCUGAAGGUCACACCAAUCUCGGUGAAAUUCCCCACGCAGCGACAUGAAGACGAAUCAUCAGAUGAAGGAUCGGAUGAAGAUUACAAUCCCUGUUACAACAAGAGAAAACCACCUUCACUGAAGAGGGCAACCAAGAAGGCUCGGCGAGCUGCAGACUCCAAUGCAACUGACAUCAAGCAGAGACCAGUAAGGAGGAGCCUCAGCAAGGAGCUUGUCUGCUGGCGCUCCUCGUCAAAAAGCCCAAGGGAGUUAGUUGAAGCGACAAUGAACAUGUUUGAUUCGCUCCGGCGCUGUACGCUGCAGUUAGCUGACAAUGAGGAUAGUAGCAAGCGUGCCGACUUGAAGGCUAGUGUUCUCAUGAAUCAAAACAACCUGAGGAUCAAUGACAUGAAGAUAAUAGGGCCUGUCCCGGGUGUUGAAAUUGGAGAUAUUUUCUUCUACAGGAUGGAAAUGAACAUUUUGGGUUUGCAUGUGCCAAUAAUGGGUGGCGUCGAUUACCUGCCAGCUACACAAGUUGGGAAAGAUGGGAGUCUUGCCGUGAACAUUAUCUCAUCUGGUGGAUACGAGAAUGAUGAAAAUGACACGGAUAUUCUGGUGUACACAGGCCACGGCGGCAAUAGCCGGUACAAGAAGCAUGACCAGAAGCUUGUGAGAGGAAACCUUGCUCUCAAGAACAGUGCCAAGAAGAAGAAUCAAAUCAGGGUUGUGCGCGGUGUGGAUGAUCCAUUCAUUAACUCGGGCAAGGUUUAUAUAUAUGAUGGGAUUUACCGCAUCGAAGAUUCUUGGAUGGACACCGCGGCGAAUGGUUUCAGUGUUUUCAAGUACAAGCUUAGGAGGGAGCCAGGCCAACCUGAUGGAAUUUCAGUUUGGAAGAUGACAGAGAAGUGGAAAGCAAAUCCUGCCACAAGAGAAAAAGCCAUAACGUUGGAUUUAUCAUCGGAGGUUGAGAACCUACCUGUCUGCCUUGUCAAUGACGUCGGUGACGAAAAGAGACCGAGCCACUUUGAAUAUGUCACUGGAGUGAAGUAUUUGAGAUCUCUUAGUAGGAACAAGCCAGUGCAGAGCUGCAAAUGCCCUAGCAUGUGCUUGCCAGGUGACACUAACUGUUCAUGUGUGCAACAGAAUGGUGGUGAUCUUCCUUACAGCUCAUCCGGGGUGCUUGCGAAGCAUGUUCCGAUGCUUUAUGAGUGCUCUUCUGAUUGUCAUUGUUCUCAAGAAUGUCGAAACAGGGUCGCGCAGAAAGGGGUUAAACUAAACUUGGAGGUUUUCUCGACUGGAGACCGUGGAUGGGGUCUCCGAUCAUGGGACCCAAUCCGUGCUGGUACGUUCAUUUGCGAGUAUGCUGGUGAAGUGAUUGAUGAAACCAACAUGAACACGAAUAUUGAGGAAGAUGACUACAUCUUUCGCCCGUCAUUUCCCAACGAUAAGGUUUUAAGAUAUAAUCUAGGUGCAGAAUUAUUUGAAGAAGCGAGUACUGAUGCCACAGCCGAGAACUUCAAGCAAUUCCCUAUCGUGAUAAAUGCAAAAGAGGCAGGGAACGUAGCUCGUUUUAUCAACCAUAGCUGCUCCCCGAAUCUCCUUUGGCAGGCUGUGCAGUAUGACCAUGGGGAUGAUAAUUAUCCACAUAUCAUGUUCUUCGCGAUGAAACAUAUUCCUCCCAUGACUGAACUAACCUAUGAUUAUGGUGUAAGAGGGGCUCCUCCUGGCUUUAAGGGCAAAUUUCCCCAAGCUUGCAAGCUCAGGGCAUGCCUCUGCGGAUCUACAAAGUGCCGAGGUUUUGUGGUCAUGUUUAACAAGUAUGUGUCUUCUCUGACUCUAGUCACCAAGUGUUAUUACGCUGCUCUAUGGUAUAUCGUGUUGGUCUAG
Lolium rigidum is the source of this 2409-nucleotide messenger RNA. Its product is annotated as histone-lysine N-methyltransferase, H3 lysine-9 specific SUVH3-like. Lineage: Eukaryota; Viridiplantae; Streptophyta; Magnoliopsida; Poales; Poaceae. Bases 1 to 2409 code for a protein of 802 amino acids. The transcript is spliced from 7 exons. Gene Ontology annotation, cellular component: nucleus. The record is from RefSeq and is a predicted model, not a curated record. Gene Ontology annotation, molecular function: histone methyltransferase activity; protein binding; zinc ion binding.